AUGGGCUCCAUCGCCGCCGCCUCCUCCUUCAACGUCCUCCGCGACACCAAGCCGGAGGAUACAACCCUCCCAGCCUUCAUGGUCUCAACGACCCGUGGUUUCCUCCCCCGGCAAGAGCCCAUCAUCUCCCUUCCUGCCGAGUUCGCAGCUCUCGAGUCCAUUCUCUCCCGGAUGCCCGUCAAGACUCUUGAGGGCUUGCCUGGUCUCCUCGCGACUUUCAGCCUUGGUGAGACAGUUCUCAGAGAUCUUCCUGACUUGACGAGCGCCGUCAACAAGUACAAAGACAACAUGCCCUUACAAAAUGCCUUGUACCGGGACUACUCCUUCCUUGCUUCGGCUUACCUCCUUGAGCCAUGCCACGAACGAUUCCUUAAAGGAGAAGGAUACGGACUUGGUCGUCAGACCCUCCCAUCCGUUAUCUCCUUGCCCAUCUCGCGGUGUGCCGAACUGGCUGGCUUCAAACCUUUUAUGGAGUAUGCAGGCUCCUAUGCGCUCUUCAACUACCGCCUCGAGGACCCAAAGCUAGGUCUUCAGUACGACAACCUCCGCCUCAUCCGCGCCUUCGAGCACGGUCUCGACCCCAAGUCAUCCGAAGCAGGGUUUGUCCUCGUGCACGUCGACAUGGUGCAAAACUCUGGGCCUUUGGUCGACGGUGUCGUCUCAGCACUCGACGCAUGCGAGACCAAUGACCGCGAAGUCUUCAAUGUCGGCAUGGAGAAAGUUGUGGCUAGUAUGACGAAAGUGAACAAAGUCAUGGACGGUAUGUGGGGGAAGAGUAAGCCAGGAGACUAUAUCUCGUUCCGGACCUUCAUCUUCGGCAUCACUUCCCAGAGCAUGUUCCCGCACGGUGUUAUCUACGAAGGCGUGUCCGAGGAACCCCUCUCUUUCCGUGGGGAGUCUGGCGCAAAUGACAGCAUGGUCAAGUCACCUCUUCAUCUCCCCAUUCCCAUUCUCAUCCCCAAAUUCCAAGUUCUCAUCCCGCUCUGCGACAACUUUCUCCAGAUCACCAUGCCUGACACCCCUCUAACAGCAAUCCUGCAAGACUUCCGCGCUUACCGUCCUGGAAACCACCGCGAGUUCCUCGAACACGUGCGCGCGCGGUCCUCGCUACUCUCCCUACGCUCCUACGCCCUGCAGGACCCCACCUCCAGCGCCCUCUACCUGCUCGCUCUGAACCAGGUCCGUGACUUCCGCUGGCGCCACUGGUGCUUCACCCGGGAAUACAUUCUGAAGAAGACGACGCACCCGGUCGCGACGGGUGGGAGCCCCAUCGUGACAUGGCUGCCGAAUCAGCUGCAGGCGGUGCUGGACGCCAUGAUCGCGGUGUGGGAGGGCAGCGGAAGGAAGCUGGGCAUGGGCUGCGAGCAGGUCAUGGACCUUGUGGUGCAGCAGAAGGAGACGCUGACCAAGGAGGUUGAGAAGUACUGCAAAGAGCGGAAUGUAGAUGCGAAGACGGGGAGGGUGCAGUAA
Messenger RNA from Drepanopeziza brunnea f. sp. 'multigermtubi' MB_m1, 1470 nucleotides. The record is from RefSeq and is a predicted model, not a curated record. Lineage: Eukaryota; Fungi; Ascomycota; Leotiomycetes; Helotiales; Drepanopezizaceae.